UUCUCUCUUUUGCUCACUAGUUCUCAUAUCCUAAUUAAGUUCAAAUGUGCUGAAAACGGCAAUUAAAAUGUUCCUUAUCAGAUGUUAUAAAAGUUUUCUCUUGUUUCUCUCCUAUUAUUUGUUAGCAGACACGUGCAGCUCCUAUUACAGUAAGCUGUAUUCUUGUUCACCACUUACAUAAAUGGGAUUUAUACAGGAGAACUAGAAGGAGCUUGGGAGUAAAUCCUUGUGCACAUCUGACUCAAGUCUAGUUGGAGAAGAGACAGAGACCAAAAAAUGCCACCUGCAACUGGAGCACCAGAUUAUCCACCUCCUGAUGGAGGCUGGGGAUGGGUUGUGGUCUUUGGGGCUUUUAUCUCCAUUGGAUUUUCUUAUGCCUUCCCCAAAGCCAUCACAGUGUUCUUCAAAGAAAUACAAGAGAUCUUCCACACAUCAUAUAGUGAGAUAGCUUGGAUAUCAUCAAUAAUGUUGGCUGUCAUGUAUGCAGGAGGUCCCAUAAGCAGCAUUUUGGUGAAUAAGUAUGGUAGCCGGCCUGUGAUGAUAGCAGGGGGUAUCCUGUGUUCUUUUGGAAUGAUUGCAUCCUCUUUCUGCAAUAGUGUCCUUGAACUGUAUAUAUGUAUCGGUGUGGUUGGAGGUCUGGGUUUAGCAUUCAACUUACAGCCUGCCUUGACCAUGAUUGGCAAGUAUUUCUAUAAGAAGCGUCCCAUCGCCAAUGGAUUGGCAAUGGCUGGAAGUCCAGUGUUUCUGAGCACAUUGGCACCUCUCAAUCAAUUUCUCUUUAAUGCUUUUGGCUGGAAAGGAAGCUUUCUUAUUCUGGGAGGACUUCUUUUGAACUGCUGUGUGGCUGGGUCACUUAUGAGACCUGUUGGACCAAAAAAAGUCCCUCCUGUGAAAAAAGAUGUUGAAAAAGGCACAGGAGAUUCUGCCUUGCACAAAAACAACAAGAAGUCUUGUUGGCAAACUAUGAAUAAGUAUCUAGAUCUGUCCCUCUUCAAACACAGAGGGUUUCUGAUAUAUUUGUCAGGAAAUGUCAUUAUGUUUAUUGGUUUCUUUGCUCCAAUAGUAUUCUUGGCUCCUUAUGCCAAGCACAAGGGAAUUGAUGAAUAUUCUGCCGCUUUUUUGCUCUCUAUCUUGGCCUUUGUAGACAUGUUUGCUAGGCCUUCCAUGGGACUUGUAGCAAACUCCAGGUUUAUUCGGCCAAAGAUUCAGUAUUUUUUUAGUUUUGCAGUCUUGUAUAAUGGCAUCUGUCAUAUCUUGUGCCCUCUGGCAAAAAAUUACACUGGCUUGGUGAUAUAUGCUGUAUUUUUUGGGUUUGCAUUUGGAAUGGUUAGCAGUGUUCUUUUUGAGACAUUGAUGGACCUUGUUGGAGCUGCCAGAUUUUCCAGUGCGGUGGGACUUGUCACCAUUGUGGAAUGCUGCCCUGUGCUCAUAGGCCCUCCUCUGGGAGGUUGGUUAGUAGAUGUUACUGGUGAAUAUCAGUACAUGUAUUUUGUCUGCGGAGUGAUUGUGACUGUUGCCAGUAUCUGGUUGUUCAUUGGCAAUGCCAUCAACUACAGGCUUUUGGCAAAAGAAAAGAAGUUAGAAGAGGAGAAGCAGAAAGCACAGAAGAACGCUGACCCAAAGGAAGCAGAACCAUUAACAAACAAUGAGAAUGAAGAUGCUUCCAGCAGAGCUGAUAAAGCUCUUGAAGAUCCGUCAGAAAGAGAAACCAAUAUUUAAUUUGAAAUAUAGCUCAGAAGGCAACAUUUAUGACUUGCAUUAGGAAUAUGUCCUCAAGACACAGGCCAGGUUUUGUGGUAAUAAUGAUCAGUCACAAUAUUGGAUGGGAACAGAUUUUUGCCCUAUGGUAAGACUCUAAGCUAAAUUACUAUCUACAGUUUAUUUGUUUCAGUGAUACAAAACUAUGAUUACAGAGGCAGUGACUCUAUGCAAAUGAGUCCUUUGAAUUUUAACUCUGGACAAUCAAGAGUUAGAUAUACCAGGCUAUAAAGCCUUCCAAUGGCAAACGGAUUUGUUUCAGAAGUAUACCUAAUGCAAAAGUAUCUCCUACCUUAUUUGGGAAGUUACUUGCAUUCAUCUUUAUGAUGCAGUCUAUUGAAAUAACCUGCCCAAAUUCUACUUACCACUAGUAUUAGAGAGCAUAAAGUCAAAGAUUUGUUUCAAAAGAGACAUAAUACCUGUCUGAAGCACACUGAAACAUCCUUCUCUUUUGUACACCCACUACAUAAAAAAUAUGGCUGCAUAAGCAAUUAUGGAUAUAAAAGUUGUGUAGGAGACAAAUAACUGGUGAAUGUACCUCUAAAAUACAAAAAAAAAGCUGUCUUAUAAUAUAUCCCAGACGUAGUUUCCUCCAGUGAUAGCUGAUUACAUAGUACUUCAACAUAUACAUUUGAAUUCAAAGUAUGUUCACACCUUGCUAAUUGAAACUAAAAAUCUGCCUCUACAUAAAUGGUUUAAACGCAAGAUACACAUUUCUAACAAGAAUGGCAGUCAGUUUGUUUGACUACGUCUUCCUGUGUAGCUGAAGGAUUUGGAUCAGACUCUGAAGCCAUUUUCCUAAAGGGACUAGAUUCAUAAUCUGCUGAUGUUAAAAGGAUACUAACCCUUAGCUUUUGUGGCCUUAAUGAGUUUCAUGACAAUUACUUCAAAGUAGAUGCUUGGCUUUAUUGACAAGUCAUUAGUUGUUUGAUGGUUUCCUGAGAAGAGAUUUAAGAUCUAACUUCAGAUCUUUGCAGAUGAGUAGCUUUAUACCAGCUCCCACUUCCCUUUCCCAGGAAUUUAGUGAAAAGCUACUUCUUUUUUUUUUUGUAGUGCUGCUUUGAGAAAAAGUGCUGCAAGGCACCUUGACAAUGCCAGUCUGGAAGCUUUGUAUUGACACAUCAGUUUUAUGCAGGAUGUUUAGUCUUGUGUCUACAAUUUCACGCAGACUGUCAUAUAAAUUAAAAUGUACACAAUUGUUCCCCUUCCUUUAGACAAAAGAAGGCAUCAAUCUACUAUUUUACUUUACAGAAAUCAUUUAGUAUUGCAUUUGAAAUUUAAAAGUGCAAGCUUCUGAAGGCAAUAUGUGAAAUUACUUAUGUUCUAUUUCUGGGUAAGGAAAGGUGCUAUUAGUUUUGGAGGGAUGCUUAUAAAUGCAUCAAAAAUUGUGAAAAUUAAGGGUCUGAUUCAUAAAACAUUUAUGCACUAUUUAUGCAGGAUAUACCUACACUCAAUUCCAGGAAAAGAAAAUUAUUCAUUUUAGUCCUCUUCCACAUCUCAAAAAGUUGGAAAUACAUUGGACAGAGAGCUAACUGUGAUAAAUACACUUUGAAGUGCCAAUAAUAAAAAUAAAAAACCAAUAGUAAAAUCUAGUAGAUAUGGGAGGGCUUUUAAGAAAUUUAUUUCUUAAUAUUAUCAUGUUCAAUAUUAUUUUAAUUUUUCUUUUAAAAAUGUUGAUAGUGCUUGCUUCUGUUUUGCUGGUUUAUCAAUUUAUGAAGUUCCACAGUAGUGCUGAUUUUUUAAAUUUUCUCAUCACUGUUUUGGGAAGAAACAUCGUGAAUCUACUCUCAACAUGGUACAGAAUUUAAAACCUAUUUUUAUCUAGUUCUAUUCAGAAAAACCAAACUUCUCCAACAAAUUCUGUAAAUUUUUACGAGCAUCAGAAACAAAUGUAUGCAUUUCAGAAUUUUGGGAGUAAAUACGGGUUGCAUGUUCAGAUUCAAUCCAUAUACUGUGUAAAGGGGAGUGAUUGAGUCCCAGUAAAAUCACAGUUCGUCUCCCAACUUCCAGAGAGGAAGUAAAUACAUUGCACCUCCCUCUGAACCUUAGCCUUGCCAGCACCCCAUGACAUGUAAGCAUUGCUCUCUUUUUUGCUGUACAAACAUACUGAGUGAAUUCCAGGAUCUAUGGAAGCCAUAGCCAGAAAGUGAUGAGUUUCACAGACACUAAGUUUUCAUACAGUGAGGAUUAUCAGGUAUAAAUAAUGGAUUGUCAAAGAUGAACUGAAAUUUUAGUUGAAGAGUAGUCAUCAGGAAUAUCACUCUGCUCAUGACAGCCACUGAUAGAAAGGCAGAGAUUAUUUGAAAAGAGAUUACUACAGGAGGUAAACCAAAAUGUCUGAGGUAAAAUUGUAGGUGCUUAUUAUCUCUUUGCAAAAAAGCAGCAUGAUUAAGAAUACAGGGUAGAAGACAGGAAGUAUCAACUUUUGACUGAAGGCUGUUAAAAGUUGCUAUUGAAUAAAUAAAGGAUUUGGGAAAAUGGUUAUAAAAAGUCUCUCAGGAAAUAUGCAGGCAACUUGCCUGUUCUAUGCAGGUUCUCAGAAUACAAAACAACAUGGCAUAGGAAAUCAGGGAAAAACAAAGCUCCUUGAGCCAUAGACACACCUGACCACCAAUAGCAAAAAUUAUGUUACUAUCUCAGAGGAAAUAAAAAUUUCUAUUAACACUCUACAGAGAUGCUACUCUUUCAUUUCUGGUCAAUUAUGUUAAAAGAUAAUAGGAGUGCAAGAGCUUCUUUACCACCACUCACCAUUGUGCAGUUUUUAAUCCCAUAAGGCAAAAUGAUGUGGCAGGUAACUAGAGCAAUAUCAAGUAGGAAGAGUCAAGGUGAGCAUUUCCUUACACCUCUUUCAUUAUUCUUUCUCUUAAUAAUAGCAACAAAAUAAAACCUAUCAGCAUACUCUCUAUACUACUGAAUAUUAAAGAAGUUAAAACCCAGAGAUGAGCGAAGAAAAUUGCAACAGUAUCUAUGCAAAAACUGCCACAAAUUAAAAACCUAUGUCUUCCAAAUAACAGGUCCUAAAGGGAGAAUUGCCUAGUAUAGGUAGCUCUUAUUUCUAAAAGUAAUGAUAAUAAUAAAUUGCCUUGAAUCAACUUUAUUCUGAGCAUCAGAGUAGGAAAAUGAGUAUAUCUUGCCUUCAAACUCCUGAAUAUCACUCCUACUUGCACUGACCUGUAAUUUGUACUGUAAAUCAUUUCAUCAUUACAUUUCUGCUUUCAAGAUGAGACCUGGGUAUAUACAUAAUUUCUCUAAAUUCCUCUGGUUUCUCUUAAUUACCUCACCCUCAGUUUGGACCACUGAAGGGUCAGGACUAAGACAUUCCCCUGAUCAGUGAUGAAGAAACAAACUUCCUAGCACAUAUCUCU
Molecule: messenger RNA, 5123 nt
Organism: Sturnus vulgaris (Common starling)
Lineage: Eukaryota; Metazoa; Chordata; Aves; Passeriformes; Sturnidae
Source: RefSeq, a predicted model, not a curated record